Adineta steineri is the source of this 780-nucleotide messenger RNA. The record is from the annotation of a GenBank genome assembly. Lineage: Eukaryota; Metazoa; Rotifera; Eurotatoria; Adinetida; Adinetidae.
AUGGUUAUUUUAACCAUCACCAUAUUACUCAUCAAUGCACCACAAAUUCACUUUUAUACCUCAAUCAUUGAUACGGAAACAGCUAAGAAUAGUUCAAUAUGUGUUAUAUUUUAUUCUCAUCCAUUUUGGAUGUAUCUCAAUUUGGUUAACAAUUGCAUCAAUACUAUUUUACCACUUUUAAUUAAUAUAUUUUGUACUACGGGUAUCAUGUGUUUGAUUGCUAAACAAAAACUAUUGGCUAAUCGAAAAUCAAAUUCCAAUGCACCUAUACCAACAACGAACAUUCAAACUGCACUAGAGACGAAUGAAGUCAUAGUUUCUAUUGAAAAUGAGUCGACACAUCCAGUUCGUUUGAAUAUUGAUGACAUCGAUCAAACAAUAGGAUGGUAUAUGAAAGCAAAAGUUCGUUGGAAUUUUUUUCAAACGAUUAUCCACGAGAAUAUUGAAUUGAUUUGUGGUCCGGCAAUAACAAUCUUACCUCAAUUAUUUUGUUUACCACAAAUAAUCAUUUCAAAUAUGAUAAUUUGUCGUGAUUUUAGUUCUAUGGCUAUAAGAUGUCCAUUUAUCAUAUCAUUCUUUAUUUCAUUCGCUCCUCAAAUGUUCAGUUUUCUUCUUUAUGUAAGAUCAUCGACUGUCUAUUCCGCUCAUUUUUGUUCGACAUCAAUUGGAAAAAAGAUCACGUUGUAUUGGAAUUUUUGUCAUCGAAGAACGGAAGAACAAUUUAACGAUUCCGAACCUUCUCGACAUGUACUUUCAAAUACACUUCAACUUCGAGAGUAG